This is a messenger RNA of Dicentrarchus labrax (European seabass), 4862 nucleotides long. Its product is annotated as SH2B adapter protein 2. The transcript is spliced from 9 exons. Gene Ontology annotation, biological process: intracellular signal transduction; antigen receptor-mediated signaling pathway. NCBI's taxonomy places the organism in Eukaryota, Metazoa, Chordata, Actinopteri, Moronidae. The coding region runs from base 283 to 2379 and encodes 698 amino acids. The record is from RefSeq and is a predicted model, not a curated record. Gene Ontology annotation, molecular function: transmembrane receptor protein tyrosine kinase adaptor activity. Gene Ontology annotation, cellular component: plasma membrane.
AUUCUGACACUUUCCGACUUGUCAGCGGUCUAUGGAGAGCAGAGCCAAAAGGUACAGGAGCACAGUGCGUCGAGCGGAGAGAUGGAGGGAGAGCUGGCCGGCUGUGAGCGCGUAUAACCCGGGGAGGGAGAACACCAGCUGAAGAGGGACAAACCAUGUCUGAUCCUGAAUAGAAAAAACAAUCCUCCCAGCAAAACCAGGAUCCGGCUCAGAGACACCAACCAGCGUCAUGAAACCAGUCCUGCAUUGAGCCUCUCCUCGGUGGGUUGGCAUGGCCCAGUGAUGAACGGAGCGGUGGUGCCCGGUAGCCCGGAGCUCUCCUCCUCGUGCCCACUGCCUGACUGGCGAGAGUUCUGUGAGCUCCAUGCUCGAGCCUCCGCUGCAGACUUCGCUGACAAGUUCCAGCGCUUCCUGUCGGAGAACCCGUGCUACGACUCGCCAGGCGCCGAUGUGAGCUUCUCACAGCACUUUGCCCAUCACUUUCUAGAGUGCUUCUCUGCAGCACUGACCCAGGCCCGGGAGAACCAGGCAUCCUCGCCGGGGGAAGACGGCUCCAACACAGCGCCAAAGUACAGCAUCGUUCCUUUCCUGGGAAUCCAGGGUUGCCCACUGUCCUACGGUCACGACCUUUACCAGAGACGCAAGGACGCCGGGGCUUCAAGUGAAUCCCUCGACAGCAUGGACAGCGGAGGAGGAGGGAUGGAUGGGGGAGGAAGUGGCACCACAGCCUCCCGAGGCCCCCAGACGGCCCACAAGGUGUCUGCUCUGGGACAGUCCCGCAGCUCAGAGGACGUAUCGGUCAGUCACCCAAAGGCUCGCUUCAAGAAGGGCUUCUCCCUGAGGAACAUGAGUCUGUGCGUGGUGGACGGAGUGAAGGAAAUGUGGCACAGACGGGCCUCCCCUGAACCUGACGGCCCCUCUGGAGCCAGGAAGGCUAACGGGGGAGGGUUAGGAGGGGGAGGAGGAGGAGGUGGGGAGGCUGCAGGGGGAGAGAAGUGGUCCCAAAAGCUGCGGCUUCCCAGGGGUUCCCAGGGCCACAAGGCUGAGAUGCUGGAAAUCCAGAGGGAGGGAGCACUGAGGUACAUGGUGGCUGAUGACACAAACUGUAUGGGCGCUGCGCAGUGGCAGAAGUGCCGCCUGCUGCUGAGGAAGACGAAGAGGGAGGAUGGAGGCGAGAGGUUUCUUCUGGAGUUCUACGUACCUCCCAAGUCCUCAAAGCCCAAAGUGAGCAUCCCUCUGUCAGCCAUCGUGGAGGUGAGGACCACCAUGCCGCUGGAGAUGCCUGACAAAGACAACACUUUUGUUCUUAAGGUGGAAAACGGGGGAGAGUACAUCCUGGAAACCAUCGACUCCCUGCAGAAAAACUCCUGGGUUGCUGACAUCCAGGACUGCAUAGACCCCGGGGACAGCGGCGAUGACAUUGAGCUGGCGUCGUGUCCUCAUGGUCAGGCCUCCAAAGACUGCUCCAUGGUGGCCUCAUGCAGCUGUGAGCUGCUGUCUGAGGGUGUGUAUCGUGCUCCGGAGAGGUCGUGUCCUACAGCAGCAGAGCAUUACAGCGCCCCCUCAGUCCGUUGCAGGGAACCCCCCUUCACCCAGCACCCAUCCCACAUGCCUUUAGAGCGCUUCCUUCAGUCCCCAGAGGCCCAGGGCUCAAACUCUUCUGCAGGUGGCAGUGAAGGAGCAAAAGAGUCAGAUGGCGAUGCCAGCCUUGCAGGUUACCCAUGGUUCCAUGGUACACUGUCCCGCGUGCGUGCAGCUCAGUUGGUGCUGGCAGGAGGGGUCAGGAGCCACGGGCUCUUUGUGAUUCGUCAGAGUGAGACUCGGCCGGGAGAGUACGUCCUCACCUUCAACUUUCAGGGCAAAGCCAAGCAUUUGCGUUUGUCAGUGAACGAGAACGGGCAGUGCCACGUCCACCACUUGUGGUUUCACACCGUGUCGGACAUGUUGAGACAUUUCCACGCCCACCCUAUCCCCCUCGAGUCUGGAGGCUCGGCUGACAUCACAUUACGCUCCUAUGUGCAAGUACAGCGAAGCUCCACCACAGACGUGACCGUGCCUCCCGUCCUCACCCCGCCCAGGGAUGCGGGCUGCCGGACAGAUUCAGCCCAGCCAGCUCUCCACCCUCCCGGGAUCACAGCGCCUGCAGGGCCCCCUCCUGAUGCCCCGCUCUCCUCAAGCACCUCCUCCUCACCCACCGCCCUUCCCUCUCUCUCCCGCAGUGACCCAGGUACUGGAGGAGGAGUAGGAGGAGGGUUACAGAGCCGCAGCAACAGCUCUGAACGCCUGCUGGAGGCCUCUAGUGGUACAUCUGAGGACUACCACGACGCUGACGGGACUCGCAGGGCCCGAGCAGUGGAGAACCAGUACUCUUUCUACUAAAUGGCCCAGGGCAGGGUUCAGGCUCGUAUUUUCUGGACUGGAUGAGGAGCAGAAAGUUGGAGGUGACAUGGGACGCUUUGCUGAUGAUGAAAACGGUCCAAAUCACUGGAUCACCCAUUGUUUGUUUUUUUUAUUUCAAGGCAAUUUCCUGUUUCUCUGAUUUUAGAAGAGGGGGGGGAUCAUGCCAAGCAGUGUCCGCGAUGAUAAAUCCCUCUGUGGCUUAGUUUCAAACUCAGUUGUCAAGAAUGUUAUUGAACAGAGAAAGCAGAAGGCCACAGAGAUGGAGCCGGAGACAAGACCUAGAUGUACAAAAAGUAGCGAUGAAAAUGAGUGUAGGAAAAGAAAGCAAGAGGAAGUCAUCCAGUUGAGUCAUAUGGCUUUGAUUCACCACCUCUGACCACUUCCUGUUCACCCUUUACCCACAGUUCCCUAGGAGCAGAGCUUGUGUCACCACCCUGCUGAAGGGUUGAGAGUUAGAAAUGACCCUGAAGAAACAGUCCCUCCCCUCAGAGCUCCCGAGAGCAUCCCGUUAAUGUUUGUAAAGCUGCUUUGAGUCUGUCCCGGAUAUCCUCACUGUCCCCGCAGGGUUUCCCUACAAAGUCCUGCUCUGGGUCUCUGCUCUACACUAACAUCAGUACAGCAAUCAUGGGUGUGUUGGUGUUAGCUCGAAGAUGUUUUCUUAAAACGUGUACAGCCUAAAGGGUCUUAGUGCCUGACAAUUUCCUUGGACUUGAACAGACUUUUGCCCAUAGUAACGAGGAGGAUGGUGUUGACAUCUCGCAUUAUCACAAAAAGCCCAAAAAUGAAAAGCAGGUGAUUACUUUACUUUCAGUUUCUGCUCAAAACACACUGAACGUGCAUAUCUAUGCAUACUGAAAUGGUUUUCUUCUCACUGUUUUACUGAUGGCUACAGCGUACACACAGGUGGUCACAUGUCGUGUUACAGAUCUAUGAACAACACAAGUUCAGCCUGUACGAAUAUGGCAGCGUGGCUCCCAUUUUGCUGUCAUACUGGGUUAUUUCUAUGAGUGUGUGGUGGUGUAUUAGAGUCCAAAUAUUUUUCAAUGAUCGAUGUGCUACAGUUGUGUUUCUAAAACAUGGUUUUCAAGGUCCCUCCAUCUGGUGCUGGUUCUGUAUUCAAGCUUAUCAUAUCAAUAACCUGUAGAUUAGAUAUGCUGUUAAUAUAGGAGUUCACUUUGAAGUAAUGCCUUUAAGAUAUUAUUAUACCAAAUCCAGCAUUUAUCGGAGGGACUGAGGACUUGUUUUUUAGAGCAGGGACAGUAUUAUGUACUGUUUGUGCGGCCUGUUGUGGACUGGAACGGUACGGGCAGUUAGGUUAAGGGUACUUGAUGGCCAUGCUUGAACAGAAAGACGUGACGUUGCUGCUUUACUUUAUGCUGAGUACUGAACUUAAGCUUAAGUUAAUAAUUCAAAAGAAAGCCUAAAUUUUUCACCACAAAGAAUUGGCCCAAGAUAUACAUAUAAUAUAAAAUACCAGUUAAAAUGGCCUCUUAAAGGAGAAGUUUGGUAUUUUAAGACAUUCGCAUUCCUUGCAAAGAGUUGGCAUAAAUGAGAAAACAAUCUCAUGUCAAAAAUAUGGAGCUAUACUACUAACAGCCGGUUAGCUUAGCUUAGCUUAAAGACUGGAAACAGGGGUAAACAUCGGCCCCUGAAGGUCCCCCAGAAACACUCAGGGAAACGGCUCUGCGCUGCUCAUUAAUGGAGGUGGUGUGGUUAACCAGUCAUACACAUGCCAAACCAACCAGCUAAGUUAGUCUCCACCCUUGGAAGUCUCCCACUCCACCUACCAGCACCUCUGGGCCUCACUAAUCAAUGGGUAUUGUGCUAUCUGUUGGUGUGGUUGACACAUAUCAUGCACAUAAGUGAGCUUUAGAGAUGCUAGUAGGUGGAUUUUAUUCCUUUUGGUCAGAGCCAGGCGAGCUGUUUCCUUGACUUCCUGUCUUUGUGCUAAGCUACAUUAGCCGGGUGCUUUUUAAAGCAUGUUUAGACACACACCUGAAAACACCUUUCAGCUCCUGUAUUAAAAACAUAUGCAACACUUUUGUUCAGUUGGACUAAACAUAUCAGUCUGUCUUUUCAAGCACAGUCAUUUAGCUUCGAAGGUGAAGUGUCACCUUCAGUCGAGGAGCGGACGGAGCAGUUAAUGUGCCAAUUUGAAUCCUAUUUUUGAAACAUAUUUAUUCCUCAGCCGUUGUAAAUUACAUUUUUCCUAUUGAGUCUUAUUUAUGUACAAUUGAUUGAUUCUUCUUGAUGAAACAUCCUCAGUGGAAACUGUCCGUUGCAAGAGCCCAUCUCACAUAUCACAGAUUGCUCAUGUCUCCCUUUUAUUUUCUUAACACUUCUUAAAGCUAAAUUUUCUGUUGUCUGACUGAGUUUUGAAGAGUCUGUGCAAUUUUGUACAAAGUGAUGUACUUGACAUACUUCUUUAUAUUUCUGUGAAUAAAAUGUGAACAAACAAACUA